CCUCAAUGCAUGUGCUUCAGGGACGACACCUCGCACUAGGGGACCUAAAUAUAGCGCAACGCUGUAAUCUACACGGUGAACCACCCACGGUAGGACAUAAUAGGAGUCGGCAAAGCUUCUCUUGCUAUGCUCCGGUUUUCCGGGUGAAGAUAUAUAGCGCGUCGCCCUCCCCGCAAAUGCAACCCACCACCAGGACCUACGUUCAUGCUCUUACGCUUGGUGACGAUUCUCCUCGGCCUAACCGCCCUCACACACGGUGCGCGUCAAAUUCGCAAGAGCGAAAUCCAGGCGCGACAACUUGAGGCGGCCAAGCGGUGGCGCUCUAUACCUCAGCCCACUACUGGCAUCGACCUCGAACGGCGCGCAGGAAUACAGAAUAUCACUUUCUCUAAUCCCAAGGCCUCCGAGUUUUGGGUGGAUGGCUCGAGCAUUCCUGAAGUCGACUUUGACGUAGGUCCAAGCUGGUCAGGGUUGAUGCCUAUCUCUGCCGAUCCCAAUGAGUCGCGGAAGCUGUUCUUCUGGUUUUUCCCUCCCGGCCCGCAAGGCAGCUUGGAUGACCUCAUAUUCUGGACGAAUGGUGGUCCUGGAUGUUCUUCAUUGGAAGGGUUUUUGGAAGAGAACGGGCCGUUCCAAUGGGGAGUCGGAACAGCAAAACCCAUCGUCAAUGAUAUGAGUUGGACUAAUCUCUCGAGUGUCCUAUGGGUCGAGCAACCAGUUGGGACUGGUUUUUCGCAAGGAACACCGACGAUAAAGAAUGAGGAUGAUUUGGCAGAGCAGCUUGUUGGUUUCUUCCAACAAUUCUUGGAGGUUUUUUCGGAACUAAAGGAGAAGAACUUGUAUGUCACGGGUGAAAGUUACGCAGGAAUGUACGUGCCUUACAUCGCCAAUUACAUCUAUGAGCAUCCUGGCGCCCUAGACUUGACGUUGAAGGGCAUAUGGAUUGCUGAUCCCGUCAUUGGAUGGGAUGUAGUUCAAGAACAGAUUCCCGCGGUUGACUUCGUUCACAAGUACGAAGGAGUCUUUGCUUUCACGCAGGCGUUUCUCUCCGAACUUGACGCUAAAGCUGCAGCUUGCAACUACACCGGCUACACAGAGACUUUUGCAACAUAUCCUCCCAAAGGGCUUCUUCCGCUUCCCGGACAGUCAACGGAAGCCGACAGCGGAUGCGAUCUAUGGGACACCAUAUUCGAUGCGGCUUUUGCCAUUAACCCCGCGUUCAACAUCUACCGAAUCUUCGACACUUUUCCAAUUCUUUGGGACGUGCUCGGGUUCCCAGGGUCGUUCGAAGACAUUCAGUUGUCUCCACUAUACUUUGACCGACAAGAUGUUAAGAAAGCCAUUCAUGCUCCACUUGACGUGGAUUGGACAGAGUGCUCAAAUAUUAAUGUGUUCCCUGACGGAGAUUCCAGCCCUCCAUCUUCGUUUACCGUCUUGCCGAACGUCAUUGAGAAGAGUAACCGCACCGUCAUCGCGCAUGGCCUCGCUGAUUUUAUUCUGAUUGCUGAAGGGGCGAGAAUCGUGAUCCAAAAUAUGACGUGGAAUGGAUUGCAAGGUUUCCAAACUCCCAUCCAAAAUGACAGCUUCAUCGUUGAUGGUGUUGGGACUCUCGGUACAUCCCACACUGAGCGAGGACUAACCUUCAUAGAGGUAGCGCUCAGUGGACACAUGAUCCCGCAAUACUCUCCUGUGACCGCAUUCCAGAGUAUGCAGUAUCUGAUGGGCUUCCGGGACACACCAUGAUGCCAACAUUGGAAUAAACAGGAUAGUAGUGGCCGUGAGCGCCGGAUAGGACAAUCUGUUCUGUCGCACGCAUCGUUUGCGGCCAUUGUACAUGUACUUCUAAAUCUGCUUUGACCGGUACAUAUGGCAUACUUGGGAAGAAAAAAAACUAUACAAGUCACCGUACAUCAAAUAUGGGUAUGUAAUGAUGUGUUCAUUGAACUGGAAUCCCAAGGAUCCCAGGUUAACCUUGACCAGCAGCAUAUUGGAUAAGGGAGUAGAUUACCAAGUGACAGGGAACCCUUGAAGACAAACGCACAAGGGAGUUCCACUCUACAUACAGCUUUUAUACUACUUUAGAGAGAA
Molecule: messenger RNA, 2085 nt
Organism: Guyanagaster necrorhizus
Lineage: Eukaryota; Fungi; Basidiomycota; Agaricomycetes; Agaricales; Physalacriaceae
Product: alpha/beta-hydrolase
Exons: 16
Coding region: 205-1740 (511 amino acids)
Biological process (GO): proteolysis
Molecular function (GO): serine-type carboxypeptidase activity
Source: RefSeq, a predicted model, not a curated record